AAAUAAGCUACGAUUUUCUUGUCUGCUGCUUGUCCUUCAACAGAUGUGCACUUGGCCCGUGUGAUGUCAACCAUUAAGGUAGCCAAACCAGACACUGAAUUCCGCUUUGUUGGAAUCGGAGGUCCUUAAAUGGGCCAUGAGGGAUUAGAAACAAUUGGAGUAGAUUAUCACGAAUUCCAAUACAAACCAUUCUUCCCCUUCAGAAAUUUCUACAGAUUGGCUACUGAGAAUGCAAUGCAUCCAGUCCAUAUGUACAAGAGAUGGAUCAAUAAAAAGGUUUUGAAUAAACUUGAUAAGUAAUACUUCGAAAUCGUUUAACAUUACCAACCAUCAGCAUUCUUGAAUUUCGAAAAUGAAUUCUUCAUGAUUCAAUUCUACAAGAAAUUAAGAGACUCCUAUCGUCACUUCAAUCGCAUUUGUCCUCCCACAUUCCAAUAUGGUUUGACCCAUAAAGAUUAACCUCAAUAUGGUUAAAAGUACGUAGAUCAUUGGUUCACCAGAACCCCAUUGAGACAAAGCAAUUGGGAGAAAUUCACCUUCCCUCACACACAAGUUGGACCAGAUGGACUUUAUAGAGCAUUCAGACAUCUCCUGUCCAACAGUCCUCAAUACAAGGAUUUAGUCACAAAUGAUACCAUCUAUCUCCCAGGAGGUGAAUUCUUCAGAUUUGAUGACUUCCUUGCCGAUAGAGUCAAUGAAUAAAGAAAGAAAUAUAGAUAAUAAUAAAACAUUGGAGAUCAGGAAUUACUCAUUUUUGUUGCAGGUGGUAAUACAUCCAAAGAAAUACCAUUCUGUCUCAAAACUGUAGCUGAGGGUAUCUCAAGAUUCCUCAAACUUGAUGAAAUGAAGAACUACCCAGCUGAUCAAAUCAAAAUCAUAGUGUCAGUCCCAGAGUUUGUUGAACACAAAGACAAAACCAUCAAAGCUAUCAAUUCCUUAAAAUGGCCUGCCAAAGUCAUCCAAGUCGAAACUGAAUCUGAAAAAUUCUCAGCCCUUGCUGCCUCUGAUAUUGGCUUAGCUUGCAAUGGAUAAAUUGUUGCUGAAUGUGCUGCAUUCCAAUUACCAACUAUCAUCCUUGAUCCAAAACCAACUAUCCAAAUGUAUUACACUUCCCUCUACAAUAGCAUCGAUAAUGACCUCAACAUUGCAUACAAUGGAAUCGUCUAUCCAGAAUUGGUCAUGUCCACAAUCCCAAAUAAAAUUGCUUACUCUUUAUUAGAACAUUAUUAAGAUCCAAAACUCAGAUAUUUCUAUGCAAAAUAAUAUGCUCCAGUCUUACAAAAGACCUUAGCCAAAAGUCAAUCUGCAGUCCCCACAGAAUUAGCAAAUAGAUUCAAUAGUGUCUAAUUAACUGGCUACAGUUCUGCCUAUCAAGUCAUUGCCAAUACAGUCUUGAAAGCAGCUCAAGUCUAUGAACACAUCCACUCCUAAAGCAAUUUUACUACUUAGUAAAAUGAAAACUUAAGAAUUGAAGCUUUGUAAGGUUUGGGAUGGGCUAAAGGAUUAUGAAAAAAUGGUCACAUUUAUAAAUCAAAAUAAUAUAAUAUAUAUUAUAUUUCA
Molecule: messenger RNA, 1560 nt
Organism: Paramecium tetraurelia
Lineage: Eukaryota; Ciliophora; Oligohymenophorea; Peniculida; Parameciidae
Exons: 6
Biological process (GO): lipid A biosynthetic process
Molecular function (GO): phospholipid binding; lipid-A-disaccharide synthase activity
Source: RefSeq, a predicted model, not a curated record